Messenger RNA from Neogale vison (American mink), 3329 nucleotides. RefSeq names its product synaptotagmin like 4 (gene SYTL4). Gene Ontology annotation, cellular component: exocytic vesicle; plasma membrane. Gene Ontology annotation, biological process: exocytosis; intracellular protein transport. Lineage: Eukaryota; Metazoa; Chordata; Mammalia; Carnivora; Mustelidae. Gene Ontology annotation, molecular function: neurexin family protein binding; small GTPase binding; phospholipid binding. The coding region runs from base 276 to 2291 and encodes 671 amino acids. The record is from RefSeq and is a predicted model, not a curated record. The transcript is spliced from 18 exons.
UCCGCCUCCCGGGAGGGUGAGUAGGGCCGGCCGCCUGGGCAGGAUUGCUGCCUUCUUGGAGUCGGAGACCCUCCCUUGAAUCCGGCACUGGGACGUCUCACCCUCUCGAGGCACCUGUUGCAGGUGACAGAUGUGUCCCUUGUAAAAUGGCACAUAGCUGGAUUCUAAAAAAUUUUAUCCGGUCUGUUAACCUCUGCAUUUUAAUGGGUAGCUGUGGUGGCUCUCCUGGUCUGGUUGCUUUGAAGAAGGAAGAGUAGAAGAAAAAACAGAAUAACAUGUCAGAGAUACUUGACCUCUCUUUUCUGUCUGAGGUGGAGAGGGAUUUGAUCCUCAGUGUACUACAACGAGAUGAGGAGCUCCGGAAAGCAGAUGAGAAAAGGAUCAGGCGACUGAAGAAUGAGCUACUGGAGAUAAAAAGGAAAGGGGCCAAGAGGGGCAGUCAACACUAUAGUGAUCGGACCUGUGCCCGGUGCCAGGAGAGCCUGGGCCGUUUGACUCCCAAGACCAACACUUGUCGGGGUUGUAAUCACCUGGUGUGUCGGGACUGCCGCAUCCAGGAAAGUAAUGGUACCUGGAGGUGCAAGGUGUGCACCAAGGAAAUAGAGCUGAAGAAGGCAACUGGAGACUGGUUUUAUGACCAGAAAGUGAAUCGCUUUGCUUACCACACAGGCAGUGAGAUAAUUAGGAUGUCCCUGCGCCGCAAGCCUACAGUGAAUAAAAGAGAGACACUGGGACAGUCCCUUCUUCCUCAGUCACAGAUGGAUGAUAUCUGGCCAGGAAGAAGGAUCAUUCAGGAGCAACAGAAGGAACCCAGUGUGCUGUUUGAAGUGCCCAAGCCAAAAAGCGGAAGGAGUGCGCUGGAGGCCGAGAGUGAGAGUCUGGAUAGCUACACAGCUGACUCGGAUAGCCUGACAAGGAGAGACUCUCUGGAUAAAUCUGGCCUAUUUCCGGAAUGGAAGAAGAUGUCUGCCCCUGCAUCUCAAGUGGAAAAGGAAACUCAGCCUGGGGGUCAAAACAUGGUAUCUAUUGAUGAGGGUGAAAUGAUAUUUAAGAAGAACACCAGAAAAAUCCUCAGGCCUUCAGAAUAUACUAAAUCUGUGAUUGAUCUUCGCCCGGAAGAUGUGGGACAUGAAAAUGGCUCCUUGGGAGACAGAAGCAAAUCUGUCCCAGGCCUCAGUGUAGAUAUGGAAGAGGAAGAGGAAGAAGAAGACAUUGACCAUCUGGUGAAGCUGCAUCGCCAGAAGCUAGCCAGAAGCAGCAUGCGAAGUGGUUCCUCCAUGAGUACAAUUGGCAGCAUGACAAGCAUCUAUAGUGAAGCUGGUGACUUCGGCAACAUCUUUGUGACGGGCAAGAUUGCCUUUUCCCUGAAGUAUGAGCAGCAAACACAGACUCUGGUCAUCCAUGUGAAGGAGUGCCACCAGCUGGCCUAUGCAGAUGAAGCUAAGAAGCACUCUAACCCAUAUGUGAAGACUUAUCUUCUGCCUGACAAGUCCCGCCAAGGAAAAAGAAAAACCAGCAUCAAGAGGGACACCAUCAAUCCACUGUAUGAUGAGACCCUCAGAUAUGAGAUCCCAGAAUCUCUUCUGGCCCAGAGGACUUUGCAGUUCUCAGUUUGGCAUCAUGGUCGUUUUGGCAGAAACACUUUCCUUGGAGAGGCAGAGGUCCAGAUGGAUUCCUGGAAGCUUGACAAGAAACUGGAUCAUUGCCUCCCUUUACACAGAAAGAUCAGUGCUGAGUCCCUGACUGGCUUGCCGUCACACAAAGGCGAGUUGGUGGUUUCAUUGAAAUACAUCCCCACCUCCAAACUCCCUGUUGGAGGUGACCGGAAAAAGAGUAAAGGUGGGGAAGGGGGAGAGCUCCAGGUGUGGAUCAAAGAAGCCAAGAACCUGACGGCUGCCAAAUCAGGAGGGACUUCAGACAGCUUUGUCAAGGGAUACCUCCUUCCCAUGAGGAACAAGGCCAGUAAGCGUAAAACUCCCGUGAUGAAGAAGACUCUGAAUCCCCACUACAACCACACAUUUGUCUACAAUGGUGUGAGGCUGGAAGAUCUGCAACACAUGUGCCUGGAACUGACUGUGUGGGACCGGGAGCCUCUGGCCAGCAAUGACUUCCUGGGCGGGGUCAGGCUGGGUGUUGGCACUGGGAUCAGUAAUGGGGAAGUGGUGGACUGGAUGGACUCGACUGGGGAAGAAGUGAGCCUGUGGCAGAAGAUGCGACAGUACCCAGGGUCGUGGGCAGAAGGGACUCUGCAGUUGCGUUCCUCGAUGGCCAAACAGAAGCUGGGCCUUUGAGUCCCCAUCCUCUGAAGGUCCAGUCCUGUCCAGGGCAAGUCAGAGGACAUGAAGAAACCAAGAGCAAAGAUUUAUAAUGUGUGUAUGUUUGUGUGUUAUGUAUGUGUGUGUGUAUAAACACGUAUUUCUACAAUUCUCAUUAUGCUAGAGUCAUGCAGACUCUUUCCCUUUUCUGAAGUAGGCUCAAGAGUAAAGGUCUGUUCCAAAUGUUUUUUAUUUGUGCUUCAUCUAGUAUAUUUCCAGAGUCCAUGCGUAUAUCCUUAUGAUCUUUAAUUAACUUAAAAUCUUUUAAAACAAGCUUUUUAAAAAAAUCCCCUGUCUUGCUUUUCCUCCUUCCCCAGGAAGCUCUGGCUACCUUUGGCAUUCAUACAGGUCUGUGUUGGAAGGUGUGCCUGGGCUGAGGCCAAGGCUCUGGGAAGCAGGGUUGGGUUACUAAAGGUAAGAGAAGAUGGGAGAGAGGUGAACAGGUCUGCCCCCUUCCUUUCAAAUUUCUGUUUUUAACUCCAUUUUUACCUUGAUAAAUUUCUGGAACUUGGCUUUUAACUCUUCUUGUUCUUAAGCAGUUUUUGUAGCACUUGGGUCUCAUGGUUUCCUUUGAAAUGCUAAGAAAAUUCCCAAGUUCCUUCCAGCUCCAGACACCUUCACUAGACCUUUAACAGACCCUUAAAACGGAGCUGCUUUAGAAAAAAAAACACUUUAGUUAGGUAGUGACUGAGUCAUGGACAUGCCCCAAAGGGCUUCUCGGUGGUCUCACAGGACCCGACUGGCUGAGAGUGAAAUGUCUCCCAGCCUGUGCUGCAUUUUUGCAUUUUAUACAGAUACAGCUGUUGUUGGAGAGCUCCUCAUUUCUUUAAUAAAAGACAUCUUCACCUUCAUGUGCCACAUCUUUCUGAGUGCUUGUGACCAUGGUGUGGUACCACACAGAAUAUGGUCUAUGUACUAUAUUAGCCAAGUACUGUCUAAACUGGCCCAGUGUUGGGGUGCCUGGGUGGCUCAGUUGGUUAAGCAUCUGCCUUCGGCUCAGGUCAUGAUCUGGGG